GACGGCAGCGCGAAUGUGUCGAUUUAAUGCAACUAAGUAAAUGAAGUUCCAAGUCGCCAGUUAACUUAGUAACUAUUCAGGAUUCUGAAGAAAAUGGAUACGCGGGUAUCAGAGCUUUUUGGGACAGGUUCCGCAUGCAAGUCAAGCUCCCAAGGUGGAGGAUCCUGUUCAAAUAACGGACUUGGAGUAGCUUCGAAAAAAUCUAAUUCAAAGAAUGGUAAAAAAGCAAAGGGCCGAUCAACUCGACAUUCUAAACCCAGCAAUAAUCCGCCAUAUCUACCUCCGGAGGCUGAAGAGGGAAACAUAGAGUACAAGCUGAAGCUGGUGAACCCUACGCAGUACCGCUUUGAGCAUCUAGCAACGCAGAUGAAAUGGAGGUUACAGGAGGGCAGGGGCGAGGCAGUGUACCAGAUCGGUGUGGAAGACAACGGACUGCUAGUGGGACUGUCAGAGGAGGACAUGAGGGCUUCUCUGAAGACGCUCCAAAGAAUGGCUGAGAGGGUGGGUGCGGAUAUUACCGUUCUCCGAGAGCGAGAGGUGGACUAUGAUUCAGACAUCCCACGCAAAAUCGCAGAAGUCCUUGUCAGGAAAGUACCAGAUGAUCAGCAGUUCCUGGACCUGCGGGUAGCCGUGCUCGGUAAUGUGGACUCUGGAAAGUCCACUCUGCUGGGCGUGCUUACUCAAGGGGAGCUGGACAACGGCCGGGGGAGAGCACGCCUCAACCUCUUCAGACACCUACACGAGAUCCAGUCAGGGAGAACCUCCAGUAUCAGCUUUGAGAUCCUGGGCUUCAACAGCAAAGGGGAGGUAGUGAAUUACAGCGAGUCACGAACGGCAGAGGAAAUCUGUGAGAGUGCCUCGAAAAUGAUCACCUUCAUUGAUUUGGCGGGUCACCACAAAUAUCUAAAGACUACCAUCUUUGGCCUUACCAGUUACUGCCCAGACUUUGCCAUGUUGGUUGUCAGCGCAAACACUGGCAUCGUGGGGACAACACGGGAGCACCUGGGCUUAGCCAUGGCGUUGAAGGUCCCCAUCUUCAUAGUGGUGAGCAAAGUGGACCUGUGCACCAAGAGCACGGUGGAACGCACGGUCCGUCAGCUGGAGCGCACCCUCAAACAGCCCGGCUGCAAUAAAGUGCCCAUGCUGGUGUCCAAUGCCGACGACGCGGUCACAGCAGCCCAGCAGUUCGCUCAGUCUCCCAGCAUCACGCCGAUCUUUACACUGUCUAGUGUAUCAGGAGAGAGUCUAGAACUGCUCAAGGUUUUUUUCAACAUCCUACCUCCUCUUAGCAACAGCAAGGAACAGGAGGAGUUAAUGCAGCAGCUGACUGAGUUCCAGGUGGAUGAGAUUUACACAGUGCCAGAUGUGGGAACUGUCGUAGGAGGAACUCUGUACAGUGGUAUCUGCCGUGAGGGGGAGCAGCUGGUGGUAGGCCCCACAGAUGACGGACAGUUCCGGGAGCUGACCGUAUGUAGUAUCCAGAGGAACCGGUCUGCCUGCAGGGUGCUUCGUGCGGGACAAGCCGCUACUCUGGCGCUGGGGGAAUUCGACCGUUCAUUUUUACGAAAAGGCAUGGUUAUGGUCAGCCCAGAGAUGAACCCUACCAUCUGCUGGGUGUUUGAGGCUGAGAUUGUGCUGCUCUUCCAUGCUAAGACCUUCCACAAGGGCUUUCAGGUGACCGUCCAUGUGGGCAACGUGAGACAGACCGCCACCGUGGAAGCUCUGUAUGGGAAGGAGGAGCUGCGUACAGGUGAAAAAGCCGUUGCACGCUUUAAGUUCAUCAAACACCCAGAGUAUCUGAAGGUCGGGGCCAAGCUGCUCUUCAGAGAGGGAGUCACCAAAGGCAUUGGCCAGGUUACCAAACUACAACCUGUCUUCAUGUAACUGCACCACCCCGAAAGUCCCAACCAGCUCAGAGGAACCUCAGCAAAAAAAACAACAACAACAACAAAAAAAUGCAAAAUCCCUUCAGGCAUCUUCAGAUUCCUCAUAUCCUCUCUGGCUUCCACCUCACCUUCACUCCUCACACAUGGUUGACUGUUUUCCUUUACUUCACUCUUUUUCUCUCACCAAAGCCUUCUCUCAGAAACCU
Molecule: messenger RNA, 2092 nt
Organism: Chanos chanos (milkfish)
Lineage: Eukaryota; Metazoa; Chordata; Actinopteri; Gonorynchiformes; Chanidae
Gene: gtpbp2a
Product: GTP binding protein 2a
Exons: 12
Coding region: 94-1884 (596 amino acids)
Biological process (GO): translational elongation
Molecular function (GO): translation elongation factor activity; GTP binding; GTPase activity
Source: RefSeq, a predicted model, not a curated record